Messenger RNA from Dentiscutata erythropus, 237 nucleotides. The record is from the annotation of a GenBank genome assembly. Lineage: Eukaryota; Fungi; Glomeromycota; Glomeromycetes; Diversisporales; Gigasporaceae.
AUGCCUGGAUGGGACGACAAUUCUUUGGGUUAUCACAGUGACAAUGGAAAAUUUUUUUGCCAUUUAAAUAUGACAGGGAUUGCAUUCGAAAGUAAUAACCUUAUAAAGAAAGGUGCUGCAUUAUAUCCUUGUGUUGGAUUUAGUAUGUUACAAAAAUCGGGUAUAGGAGGAUCUGCUGAAAUAAAUUUUGGACAUCGAAUGUUAAAAUAUGAAUCAAUAACUAAUUUUGACAUUUAA